AUGCAGUUUUUUCAAAAUCUCACCGCUCUUCUAAGCCUGAUUACGCUAUCACCGAUCGACCAAGAAUACGCUGAACUUGUAAAAGAUAUCUGCUUAGCUACAGCCGCUGAACACGAAAUUCGCACUUUCAUCUACACUUGUGGCGACGACGAGAGCUCCGAUCAUCAUUUGGCGCCGGUAAUCUUACAAAAACUGCAGACUAAAAAUCCAAUACCACUGCUCAACGUCGAUGCACUUGCACCCGUUGAACUUUACAAAGACAAAUUCAAUCAUAAUUUACUCAGCAUUGUGCAGCUCAGUCAAAAUCCAUCAAGCAAUGAGAAAGUUUUGCGCACUUUAUGGCAGCGAUUGCACCUGAAUGUACAAAGUGAUCUUGUAUUGCUUUUCGAUGAUAAAGCAAGCGAUGAAUAUGUGGCAGAAAUACUUCAACUCUGUGCUGAAAAUCGUGCCAUAAAUGUCAUUGCUUUGCAGCCACAAAUGGCAGUGAAUGAACGCAGCUACUGGACAAUGAAACUAUUUCCCGUACAGCGAACUAUCAAACUGACUUUUCCAGCAUUCUAUCGAGCCAUGUUCCCGAAACAUAUGGAAAAUAUGUAUGGCCAUGAGUUUCGUGUUUUCGGUAAUAUAUGGAUUCCACGGUUUUACGACUACAAACCGAAACGCGGGCCAGCCACAAUAAGUGGUUUCAUGGGCAGAGCUUUAGCGGAGUACGUGAAGCGCCACAAUGGCACUAUUGUUUAUUCACUCACUAAUGAGUACAAUCUUUCGCCGAGCCAAUUCGUUUCUAGAAUGAAAAAUAGAACUACUGUCGUAGGCAAACUUGUUGGCAUGCAGUUUCCGCAUGAUGAUGUGGUUUUAACAAAUACCAUACAUAUCAUGGAUACAUGCCUAAUGAUACCGUUGGAAGAGGGUCUUCCUAAACUAACAUUCUACUAUGCCAUUUUAAACAAAACCGUUUUAAUUUCAUUCUUCUUCAGUUUUGUAUUCAUUUCUUUUGUUUGCGCUCUAAUAACUCGUCUAAAAACCGGACAGCAAGUGCCGCUCAUUGAAUACUUUGUGAAAUUCUCAGUGCUCCAAGGCCUGUUCGGCAUGCCAUUUUGCACUUCACGCAUUCACAGAACCAUCGCAAUUACCAUUUCAUUUGCGGGUAUCAUUAUAGGCACCGCCUACGGCACUUACCUGCAGAGCUUUACUGUGAACGCACCAAUUGCCUCACCAAUAAAAACCAUUGAUGAUAUAUUCAAACGUGGACUGAAGAUACCUAUUUUUGCCCCUUGGAUAAAAAGUGUGAAGACCAUACCAGAAUUUGAGAGCUACACAGGAAAUUUUACUCUUUUCAACAAUCUCUCCGAAAUAUUAUCAUUGCGAGACAAAUUUGAUACGCACUAUGCAUUUCCGGUCGAAAAUAUGUGGCUUAUAUAUAAUGAGGCACAGAAGUAUUUUUCAAAACCGUUGUUUCGCCUCUCCGACAUCUGUUUAUGGAAUAAGAUGCCAAUGGCAUUGCCACUGCCUGAAAACUCAGAAUAUCUUGCUAGUUUAGAUAUAUUUCUGGCACGACUGCAUGCUGCGGGAUUGAUAAACCACUGGUUAAAGCAUACUAUAAUAGAGUUGUUGGAGAUGGACUUGAUUUAUUUUGAAGAUCGCAAUAAGCAGCCGGAAUUCGUCCCACUGAAAUUGCAAGACCUGCGAAUGGUACUCAUAGCAAUGGGUGUUUUAGAAGCGUUAAGCGUAAUUUGUUUUUUGCUCGAGGUAUUUUGGGUAAAACUAAGCAAACUAGGCAAUCUGAUCAAAAAAUUAAUACGAAAGUUAAAGACUAUUAAAAAGUAA
Molecule: messenger RNA, 1827 nt
Organism: Rhagoletis pomonella (apple maggot)
Lineage: Eukaryota; Metazoa; Arthropoda; Insecta; Diptera; Tephritidae
Exons: 1
Coding region: 1-1827 (608 amino acids)
Source: RefSeq, a predicted model, not a curated record